Molecule: messenger RNA, 1663 nt
Organism: Patiria miniata (bat star)
Lineage: Eukaryota; Metazoa; Echinodermata; Asteroidea; Valvatida; Asterinidae
Exons: 1
Coding region: 879-1385 (168 amino acids)
Source: RefSeq, a predicted model, not a curated record
AAACAAAGCAACAGUUAAAGCACAAAUCAUGCUAGCUUUCGUUUCAUAGAUUGUAAUCUUAUUUAUUAACCUUCAAUUUCAAUAACAUUGAUUUAUCAAUACACAGGGAUCAAGUACGAAAUGCACACAAACUGCAGACCUUGUACCCGGAAACUGAGAUAUAAAAAAAUAAGCUCCAAGCACAUAUGACCAUAACAUACACCAUCUAUUAUUAACGUACAUAAAUAUGGGGAAAACCACACUACUGGAUUCAUUCAUUCAUUCCUAUACAGUUAAGUCAGCCAACCAAGACAAUAACGAGGAGAGGUACAAAAGAAACACAACUCAACCUUCUGAUCCAAAUUGAGCAAAGUCAGGGAAGUUGGUUAAAAAAAAAAUCACUGCAUAUCCAAUAUUGUUGUGUAUCCGCGGACAUUUGUGAGGAUUUUACACUGACUGGAUCAUGCCUCUUGAAUGGGGAUAAUGGCAAUAUACCGGUACUACACAAUUCCGAAUGCUGUGUUGCUCCGCCUUGACUUGUGUUGAAACUUGGACGUACUUUUGAACAACCGUGAAUCUGGCUACAAACAGAACCGGCCGAGGACAUAGAGCAGUUGACCACUGGAGUGUGCCCAGUUAUGUGGCAACACUGACAACAAAGCAAUGCGGCAAAUUGCAUUAUGUAGAAUGUAUGUGAACUCAACUGCCUAAUAGAUGGAAAUGCAUUGAUCUCCUAACCUGUAUCUAAUGUACGCAAGUGUCUUUAGUGUUAGAGACUUACUAUCCUGGCAAUUCUGGGUACUAGCUAGAUCCCUUCAUACACGGGAGCCCGUGGAGGAAACUGCAUCAAUUGUGAGUGUGGUAACUUGUCUGUGAAUUCUACAACAUUGUCAAGAGACAUGGAGUCUCCAAUAAUUAACCGCCGUCUCAGACGGAGCAACAGUCUGACGGAGUCGGUGAAUCCUGAGGGGCGACUCUCGUCGCCCGUGUUUUACAUGCGCAACAGCCGAAAGAAACGCAACAAGGACAGCAACGAACAGAGAGAAACAGAAGAGGCUCCUGAGGAAUCUACAUCUCCAGUGGAAACACUGAAAUUUGAUGAUGACUGUGUGGUUAAUUUGCAACGUCCAAUCCGCAAUUCACAAAGAAAGCGAAUGGUCUCCUCGCCCGAUUAUCAAUCGGACUUGCAUCAACAUGCAGCUUCUUUUCUAGGCCCCGACAAUCAGCCUUCUUCCCUUCCCUCUCAGCAGCAUCCUGACGGACAGACUCAUGAUUCCGAACCAAUGACCAAAGAAAGUGAUAGGAAAAAUGAAAGUAAAUACGUAACGAUGUUUCCAAGGAAGCUCGGAGAUCUGGAAGGAGCACGUGGCUGGAGCAAUGUAAGUUCCUCCUGGAAACCAAACUAAGGAUGCUUCAUUGAAAAAAUUGAGCUCUCUAUUAUAAAUAACAUUAUCAGUCGACAUUGAUAACCCAAGUAACUUGUUUUUGAUUUGACAAGUGGGUAGAGAUUCAGGAAUGGUAAAGCGAGUUUGCAUUUUCCCCCCUUAAAACAGGGUUGAUGUUCCCAUAAAGUGUUUUCUUAGUUUGGUGGUGAGAAAUGGGGUUAAAAGACAAUGAGCUUUUUAUAUUUGUAGGAGGACAGGGGAUAAUAAUGAUACAUUUAAAGGGCCCAUGCAAUGUCAUU